AUGAAGCGAAAGCUAGACGAGAACGAUGUCCCUACGUCGGCGGACCCGGCGGAAAGCAAAAAACCCGCCAAAUGUUUCGAGGAUUUUGGCCUCGAUCCUCGAUUACUUCAGGCCUUAACACUGCAAAAAUUUUCGAAGCCCACGUUAGUCCAGGCGGAGGCAAUUCCUCUAGCACUCAGUGGGAAGGAUAUCCUGGCAAGGGCAAAAACUGGAUCCGGAAAGACGGCAGCAUAUCUACUUCCAAUACUGCAGAAGAUUUUACAGAAGAAAGCUGCUGACCCCGCACACAAAUCGAUAUCGGCGUUGAUUCUAGUCCCGACGAGAGAACUCGCCCAACAAGUACAUAAAACAGUCACUGCCUUUUCGGAAUUUUGCUCCAAGGAUAUACGAUCGGGGAAUCUCACUCAAAAGGUCUCUGAUGCCGUUCAACGUGCGCUCCUCGCCGAUCUGCCUGAUAUCGUUAUUUCUACUCCCGCUCGCGCGAUUGUCAAUGUGAAUAAUUCCGCGCUUGCACUUGACGAUAUUUGCCAAGUGGUUAUCGAUGAGGCAGAUCUGGUCCUCUCAUACGGAUAUGAGCAAGAUAUGCAGAGCUUGGCGAAAGCAAUUCCGCGUGGUGUCCAGACUUUCUUAAUGAGUGCUACACUCACAUCUGAGGUCGACACCUUGAAGGGAUUAUUCUGUAGAAGCCCGGUCAUCUUGAAGCUCGAGGAAGCAGAGGAUGAAGGCGCGGGAAUAAGUCAAUUUGCUGUCAAAUGCGCGGAAGAUGAAAAGUUCUUGCUUACAUACGUCAUAUUUAAACUACAGCUUGUGAAGGGCAAAUGCAUAGUAUUUGUUGGAGAUGUUGAUCGAUGCUAUCGCCUCAAACUGUUCCUGGAACAGUUUGGUAUCAAGAGCUGCAUUCUUAACUCCGAGUUGCCAGCGAAUUCCCGAAUACAUGCCGUCCAGGAAUUCAACAAGGGCGUAUACGACAUCAUCAUUGCCGCCGAUGACCAAGAAGUCCUAGGCAAAGCUGCAUCCAAGAAGGAGACGAUUGAGAGCGAGAACCAGGAAUCAAGCAAAACAGCAGAUGUACCCAUCGCGAAAACGGGCACUGAAGAAGACCAGGAGCUUAGCGAGCCUGAAGAGGAAGAAAAACCGGCACCAUCUAAUAAAAAUAAGAAGCGGAAAAAAUCGGGCAAGGAAAAGGAUUACGGUAUUUCUCGUGGAAUAGAUUUCCAAGAUGUCGCUUGUGUGAUCAACUUUGACCUUCCAACAACCGCCAAAUCAUAUACCCACCGUAUUGGUCGAACGGGUCGAGCCGGUAAAACUGGUAUGGCCCUUUCAUUUGUUGUUCCAUCCGAACUAUAUGGGAAACAUAAACCUACCAUUCUCCCAUCAGCGAAGAACGACGAAUCAGUCCUUGCCAAAAUAGAAAAACGUCAGGCCAAGUUAGGACGGGAAGUCAAGCCAUACCAUUUCGACAAGAAACAAAUUGAGGUAUUCAGGUACCGAAUGACAGAUGCCCUCCGUGCGGUCACUAGGGUAGCGGUUCAGGAAGCCAGGUCAAAGGAGAUUAGGCAGGAGCUUGUCAAGAGUGAGAAAUUGAAAAGACAUUUCGAAGAGAACCCCCAAGAGCUACGCCAGUUAAGGCACGAUGGUGAACUAGGAUCUGUGAGAGUACAGGGCCAUUUGAAGAAUGUCCCGGAUUAUCUAAUGCCAACAAAGGGGAAGAGUUCAUUAACGAGUGAGGAUAUUGGUUUCGUUGGGCUACGCAAGCCGAAGGAGAACAGGAUUCGACAAGCCAGACAGAAGAACCGGACUAAGGGAAGAGUUGCAAGGAAGGGUAGUUCGGGGAGAAAGGUUGACCCGUUGAAGUCGUUCAAAUCAAAAUAG
Arthroderma uncinatum is the source of this 1872-nucleotide messenger RNA. RefSeq names its product ATP-dependent RNA helicase DBP9. NCBI's taxonomy places the organism in Eukaryota, Fungi, Ascomycota, Eurotiomycetes, Onygenales, Arthrodermataceae. The transcript is spliced from 4 exons. The record is from RefSeq and is a predicted model, not a curated record. Gene Ontology annotation, molecular function: nucleic acid binding; ATP binding; RNA helicase activity. Gene Ontology annotation, cellular component: nucleolus. The coding region runs from base 1 to 1872 and encodes 623 amino acids.